Molecule: messenger RNA, 4226 nt
Organism: Asterias rubens (European starfish)
Lineage: Eukaryota; Metazoa; Echinodermata; Asteroidea; Forcipulatida; Asteriidae
Product: E3 ubiquitin-protein ligase TRIM33-like
Exons: 3
Coding region: 136-2184 (682 amino acids)
Biological process (GO): positive regulation of DNA-templated transcription
Cellular component (GO): nucleoplasm; chromatin
Molecular function (GO): zinc ion binding; ubiquitin-protein transferase activity
Source: RefSeq, a predicted model, not a curated record
CGCUGUUCUCUUCCCUCUCUCGACUCUCUUCGAGUGUGUAUUGUAUUGUCGAAGUCAGAGCCCUAGCUGAUAUUUAUUGUUGUGUUGGACGUACCGCAGGCCUUGGCUUUAUUCAAUCGUGACUUGGUGACAGCCAUGGACAACCGUAACGUUGUAGUAAAUGAGGUGAUAGGCCAGCCUGAGACCAAAAAAAGGAAAAUGAUGGAUUUGCAACCCAUGCAUCAAGUCAAGCAAGAAUCAAACCUUCAAGAAGAACAAGGCCAAUCAACAUUACUACUGCCAGCGUUCAAAGAUGAGUAUAAACCUUCCACUAGUCACCAGAGUGAUGCAACAUCUCUACAAAGCAACGACGGGCAGGCCGUCCUCUGCAAACUGUGCAAUCACCAAUACAUCGACCCAAGAUUUCUUGACUGCCUUCAUAGCUUCUGUCUGAAGUGCCUUGACAAGCCUGAGGUUUACAAGACCAGCUCGGGAAAACAACUACGUUGCCCAGAUUGUCACCAGGAUACCGAUGUACCACUGAUGGGAGUGUCGGGUCUUUGCAAAGACUUCAUUGCCACUAAAUUAAUCGAAGAGCAAGGAAAACAGCUUUUGCCCCAGGGUUAUCCAACUCUUUGCCAAGCUUGCCAAGAAAAGAGAGUUGCCGUCGCUCACUGCAAGAACUGUGAAGAGUUUGUUUGCUUCACUUGCAAGAUGGCACAUCAGAGAUUCAACAAGAUGAAGUCGCAUAUAUUCCACAGUUUGGAAGAUCUAUCAUCUGGCAAGGUGCCCCUGCAGGCACAAAUGGAGAAGUGCAGACAUCACGCGGGGCAUGACCUUUGCAUGUUCUGCAUUACCUGUCAAGAGACGAUAUGUUUGAAGUGUGUGGCCUUCAAACACUGUAAGCCCAAUCACGACUAUGUUGAAAUAAAAACAGCAGCAGCAUCCUGCCGCUCUGAUAUCCUAAAGGUCUUAACACCACUGGAGCGAAAUGCUAAGAAGCUCCAAGCUGCAAAGACCUUAGCGGAACAAACCAGAAAGAAGUUGGAAUCCAAUGUGGCGGAAGUGCUUCAAAAGAUGGCAAAGAAGAAGAAGUCAGAGCUAGGAAAGCUCACCAAAAGACUUAAGAUCCUCAAGGACAAGGCAGAGUCUGUGGCAAAAGAGAGGAGUGAAGUACUAGACAAGUGCUGGGUUGCGAACACGAAUGCAACUAAAGCAGAAUUUAUCUUGAAAAGGGUAAGAAGCAUGAUCAGUGACGAAGACUGCCAUGACCUCAUCACUCUGAAGGUACAAAUCUUGAAGAACCUGAAUUGUAUUUCCAAGAAGAAAGCAGAGAGUGUCCCUCUUGAUCUAACAUUCAUUGACUUUACAGAAAGUUUAUCCAGUGGUAACAACCUUGGGGAAUUGGUCUUUGAAGAAUUAUGGGGCCUUAAGAAUGAAUUUGGAAACAACUCCGUCCUUGACAUUAAUUUUGAAUGGGUGAAGGCUGCUGUUGGCCGUUUGAACGGUGACAUGGUAGUUUUGGAUGGUCUUACCAACACAGUGGUGACAUUAACCUCAAAAGGUGUUAACAAGGGUACCAUUAAAAGCCAGGACCCUAAGGGAAUUUUCAUCAGCCCUGUCGACAUCGCCUUGUCCAGCUCGGAGCACAGUCUGGUUUUGGACUCGGCAAUAAAGGUGUUCGACAAGGAUGGGAUUUUCAUUUCCAGACUGGUGUUACCAAAAGAUGUAUCAUCGGCCAAAUGCAUGGAUGCAGGGGGCGGGAAGAUAGCCAUAGGUGACCAGGAGACGAUCAUGCUCUUUGACGAAGACGGAUCAAACCCAAUCUCCAUAUUAGCCAAGCUGAUAGACAAACACAUCGCUAUCUGCAACAAAACACAGUCCCUGAUCUACACCAACUACGAGAAGUCCCGACUGGUAUCCGUUGACUUUUCGGGAAAAGAAAAUUUUAAUGUUUCAACAGUUGUCAAUAAAAAGUCUGUGAAGCCCACUGGUGUUUGCAUUGAUAAGACUGGUGAGAUUUACAUCGCAGUGCACACUGGGUUGGAGCGGGGUACCGGUGAGAUCCACCAUUAUAGUGCAGAGGGAAGCUAUGUUGGCUUGGUGACAAAAAACUUAUACAAUCCCAUUGGAAUUUCCUUUAGCCCAAUUGGUGAGCUGAUGGUCGCAGACAGACAUUCCGUGAAGGUCUUUCAGAGGGUUUGAAGAGUUGGAAUAAAAAAAAGGGCAUUUUGUUCAGUACAGACAUGUAUCAAUUGCAUGUAAUGAGAAAAAUUGAUUAACAUAUCUGUCAUCUAUACAAGAAGUUCCCAGCUAACACAUUGCGUAGCUAAAACAUCGUGCAAUGUCUGAUAAGGUUAGCGUGUUGCGUCCGAGGGCAACGCCCUGACAAAGUCACAUGAUAGGUCAGAAUUUUUCUCUUUUUCAAAUUAAUGUUUCAAUUUGGUAGUACAGUGUUCAUUGCUUUUAAAAAUUCGACGUUACGUAUAGGUUUAAAGCAAAUGUUUUGACAACAUUGUAUUUAUAGUUAGUUGUCUUAAAAUACCAAAUAAUAAACCACAAGGGAAACUGACUGGGUGCAUUUUUAAAUGAUUUAGGGUUGAACAAAGAAAAAUUGACUAGAGCGGGAUUUGAACCAACGACCUCCGGUUUAACGUGUCUUAAAAUACUACAAAAUACGUUGUGCCGACGUACAGUAUUUAAGUUCUCUGCAACUAGCCGUUUUGCCGACGUUGUAUUUUUGUUUUCUGAACACGUAGUUUGCUGCCACGACGAUGGCUGACGUAGUAUAUAGGUUCGCUCACAAUACGUAGCCUAAUAUUUAGGUUGCCAAGGAGACGUUGUGCCGACGUACAGUAUUUAGGUUCUCAGCACACGUAAUAUUUAGGUUGCUAACAAGACGCUGUGCCGACGUAGUACGUAUUUUAGGUUCUCUCAACACUUAAUAAUUAGGCUGCCAAAGAGACGUUGUACUGACGUAGUAUUUAGGUUCUCUCAACAUGUAUUAUUUAGGUUGUUAACGAUAACAAGUAGUUUAGGUUUUCUCUACGUAAUAUUUAGGUUUGCAACAAGACCAAUAAUUGUGUCGACGUAGUAUUUAGGUUCUCUGAACGUUGUAUUUUAGUUGUCUUAAGAUAUAAAAUACGUUGUGCCGACGUAUUAAUUAGGUUCUCUCUAUACAUGUAAUAUUUAGGUUGCUAACUAGACGUAGUACUUUUGUUUUCUCACCACGGAGGGGGCCUAAUAUUUAGGUUUCUAGCAAAACGUUGUGACGACAUAGUGUUUAGGUUCUCCCAAUACGUAAUAUUUAGGUUGCCAACGAGACGUUGUGGCGACAUAGCAUGUAGGUUCUCCCAAUACGUAAUAAUUUAGGUUGCCAACGAGACGUGAGGGACGACUUAGUAUUAAUUUAGGUUCUCUGGAUCCCAAUACGUAAUAAUUUAGGUUGACAACGAGACGUUGUGACGACAUAGUGUUUAGGUUCUCCCAAUACGUAAUAAUUUAGGUUCCCAUAACAAGACGUUGUGACGACAUGGUUUAGGUUCUCCCAAUACGUAAUAAUUUAGGUUGCUAACAAGCCGUUGUGCAGGACGACAUAGUAUUUAGUUUCUCCCAAUACGUAAUACUUUAGGAUGCUAACAAGACGUUGUGACGACAUAGUAGUUAAGCUGGUUCACCACGUAGUAUUUAGAUAACUCAUAAGAAGCUAUGUCGACGUAGUAUUAGGGUUCAUUUACCACGUAGCAUUAUUAAUUGCCAAAAUGUUGUGCAGACGUAUUUUAUAUUUACUCAACACGUAGUUUGUUUGUGGGAAACAAAAGGUUGUCGCGACGUUUUGUUUUAAGUUUGUCAAAUACGUAAAACUUAGGUAUUUUACAAGACGCUCGUUCCGAGUUAGUAUGUAGGUUUGUUCAACUUGAGUUUUGCAGAUAUGUAGUUGUUUACCACGUAGUAGUUUAGGUUGCUAACAAAACAUUGUGCCGUUAGAUUUGCACAAAAAGUAAAGUGUUUAUACAUGUAUUUAUAAUUACACUAGAUACAAUGUCAAGAUGAGUGUUGUUAAUUGUAUACAUGGGGGCACCAGGUUUUUUUUUUUUACAGAGUAUUAGGCCUGCGAGCUAAAACGUCGCUCUUUUGCCGUGUCGACAUCAAAUGAUUUUCGCGCGACAAAAGUGCGGCAAUUAAAGUCACCUGGAAAUAUAUUUUUUUUUCUUUCAAACAUAAGAGUAUAUGCUUACGAACAAUAA